Seriola dumerili (greater amberjack) is the source of this 3386-nucleotide messenger RNA. Its product is annotated as protein NLRC3-like. Gene Ontology annotation, molecular function: protein binding. The annotation marks the transcript as partial. The record is from RefSeq and is a predicted model, not a curated record. NCBI's taxonomy places the organism in Eukaryota, Metazoa, Chordata, Actinopteri, Carangiformes, Carangidae. The transcript has 12 exons.
UUUCACUUCUUGAGCUCGUGGAGCCGCGGUGUCCUCUCCCUCCGUCCAAAGCAGGUUGUUGUGUUGGUGUGACGGUGGGGGCUCUGCUAUGGAUCAGUGUGAGGACAGAGAGGAGGAAGCCCCUCCCUCUGAAACCUCUCUGUGUGGGCAACAUGACAGAACGACCACAGCUCAGAGGAUCCAUCAGAGACCUAAAUCUCCUGAUCCCAGCUGUGUGUCCUUCAAGAGCGACCGGUCGAAGGAGUUUGAUAUUAAUUUUAAACAAAGACAUUUAUCUGAUGAAAAGAUCCAUCAGAGACCAGACUCUCCUGGACCUGGUUCUGAGCCUGAACCCAGCUGUGUGUCCAUGAAGAGUGACAACAGUAUGAAGUUACCUUUAAACUUCAAAGAUAAACUCCAGUCGGUCGAUCAAAGAGUGGACCAGGAGAGCUCAGAGGUUCCCAGUGCUCAGUCUGCCCAGCAGCAUCAAACACAGCUGGACUCCAUAUUUAUGCUGCUGGAGGAGAACAUGGUCACUUUUGUCAAGAACGAGCUGAAGAAGAUGCACAAGCUUCUGAGUCCAGAUUACCCAGAAUGCUCAGGGAGUCAGAGGGAGGAUGAGGAGGUGUUGGACGGUGAGGAUGAAGAGCAGAGGAGGAGCAGAGAGGCAUUUGUGAAGAUCACAGUGAACUUCCUGAGGAGAAUGAAGCAGGAGCAGCUGGCUGACUGUCUGCAGAGCAAACUUAUUGCUCCACUUUGUCGACGUGAACUCAAAUCUAACCUGAAGAAGAAGUUCCAGUGUGUGUUUGAGGGGAUCGCUAAAGCAGGAAACCCAACCCUUCUGAACCAGAUCUACACAGAGCUCUACAUCACAGAGGGAGGGACUGGAGAGGUCAAUGAUGAACAUGAGGUCAGACAGAUUGAAACAGCAUCCAGGAAACCAGUCAGACCAGAAACAACCAUCAGACAAGAAGACAUCUUUAAAGCCUCACCUGGAAGAGACGGACCAAUCAGAACAGUGAUGACAAAGGGAGUGGCUGGCAUUGGGAAAACAGUCUUAACACAGAAGUUCACUCUGGACUGGGCUGAAGACAAAGCCAACCAGGACAUACAGUUCACAUUUCCAUUCACCUUCAGAGAGCUGAAUGUGCUGAAAGAGAGAAAGUUCAGCUUGGUGGAACUUGUUCAUCACUUCUUUACUGAAACCAAAGAAGCAGGAAUCUGCAGGUUUGAUCAGUUCCAGGUCGUGUUCAUCUUUGACGGUCUGGAUGAGUGUAGACUUCCUCUGGACUUCCACAACACUGAGAUCCUGACUGAUGUUACAGAGUCCACCUCAGUGGACGUGCUGCUGACAAACCUCAUCAGGGGGAAACUGCUUCCCUCUGCUCGCCUCUGGAUAACCACACGACCUGCAGCAGCCAAUCAGAUCCCUCCUGAGUGUGUUGACGUGGUGACAGAGGUCAGAGGGUUCACUGACCCACAGAAGGAGGAGUACUUCAGGAAGAGGUUCAGAGAUGAGGAGCAGGCCAGCAGGAUCAUCUCCCACAUCAAGACAUCACGAAGCCUCCACAUCAUGUGCCACAUCCCAGUCUUCUGCUGGAUCACUGCUACAGUUCUGGAGGAGGUGAUGAAAACCAGAGAGGGAGGAGAGCUGCCCAAGACCCUGACUGAGAUGUACAUCCACUUCCUGGUGGUUCAGUCCAAACUGAAGAAGGUCAAGUAUGAUGGAGGAUCUGAGACAGAUCCACACUGGAGUCCAGAGAGCAGGAAGAUGAUUAAUUCUCUGGGAAAACUGGCUUUUGAGCAGCUGCAGAAAGGAAACCUGAUCUUCUAUGAAUCAGACCUGACAGAGUGUGGCAUCGAUAUCAGAGCAGCCUCAGUGUACUCAGGAGUGUUCACACAGAUCUUUAAAGAGGAGAGAGGCCUGUACCAGGACAAGGUGUUCUGCUUCGUCCAUCUGAGUGUUCAGGAGUUUCUGGCUGCUCUUCAUGUCCAUCUGACCUUCAUCAAGUCUGGACUCAAUCUGAUGUCAGAAGAACAAUCAACCUCCUGGAAGUCUAAACUGUUCAGAAACAAACCUGAACCAACACUCUUCUACCAGAGAGCUGUGGACGAGGCCUUACAGAGUCCAAAUGGACACCUGGACUUGUUCCUCCGCUUCCUCCUGGGUCUUUCACUGCAGACCAAUCAGACUCUCCUACGAGGUCUGAUGUCACAGACAGGAAGUGGCUCACAGACCAAUCAGAAAACAGUCCAGUACAUCAAGAAGAAGAUUGAAGAGACUCCCUCUGCAGAGAAAAGCAUCAACCUGUUCCACUGUCUGAAUGAACUGAAUGAUCGUUCUCUAGUGAAGCAGAUCCAACAGUCCCUGAGAUCAGGAUGUCUCUCCACAGAUAAAAUGUCUCCUGCUCAAUGGUCAGCUCUGGUCUUCAUCUUACUGUCCUCAGAAGAAGAUCUGGAGGUGUUUGACCUGAAGAAAUACUCUGCUUCAGAGGAGGCUCUUCUGAAGCUGCUGCCAGUGGUCAAAGCCUCCAACAAAGCUGUAUUGAGUGGCUGUAACCUCUCAGAGAGAAGCUGUAAAGCUCUGUCCUCAGUCCUCAGCUCCCAGUCCUCUAGUCUGAGACACCUGGACCUGAGUAACAACAACCUGCAGGAUUCAGGAGUGAAGCUGAUCUCUGCUGGACUGGAGAGUCCACACUGUGCACUGGAGACUCUCAGACUGAGUGUCUGUAACCUCUCAGAGAGAAGCUGUGAAGCUCUGUCCUCAGUCCUCAGCUCCCAGUCCUCCAGUCUGAGACACCUGGACCUGAGUAACAACAACCUGCAGGAUUCAGGAGUGAAGCUGAUCUCUGCUGGACUGGAGAGUCCACACUGUGCACUGGAGACUCUCAGUCUGUCAGGAUGUCUGGUCACAGAGGAAGGCUGUGCUUCUCUGGCCUCAGCUCUGACAUCCAACCCCUCCCACCUGAGAGAGCUGGACCUGAGCUACAAUCAUCCAGGAGACUCAGGAGUGAAGCUGCUGUCUGCUGGACUGGAGGAUCCACACUGGAGACUGGAGACUCUCAGGGCGGAGCCUGGUGGAGUCCCAUGGUUGACUCCAGGUCUGAGGAAGUAUUCCUGUGAACUCACAAUCGACACAAACACAGUGAACAGAGAGAUCAAACUGUCUGACAACAACAGGAAGGUGACACAUGUGAAGGAGGAUCAGUCAUAUCCUGAUCAUCCAGACAGAUUUGACCUCUGGCCUCAGUUGCUGUGUUCAACUGGUCUGACUGGUCGCUGUUACUGGGAGGUCGAGUGGAGCGGAGUGGUUCAUAUAUCAGUGAGUUACAGAGGAAUCAGAAGGAGAGGAGACGAUAAAGACUGUUGGUUUGGAUGGAACGAUCAGUCCUGGAGUCUGAUCUGCU